Messenger RNA from Sinocyclocheilus grahami, 1898 nucleotides. It is a transcript of the gene ogg1, whose product is annotated as 8-oxoguanine DNA glycosylase. Gene Ontology annotation, cellular component: nucleus. The transcript has 8 exons. Gene Ontology annotation, biological process: nucleotide-excision repair; base-excision repair, AP site formation; base-excision repair. The coding region runs from base 338 to 1528 and encodes 396 amino acids. The record is from RefSeq and is a predicted model, not a curated record. Gene Ontology annotation, molecular function: 8-oxo-7,8-dihydroguanine DNA N-glycosylase activity; damaged DNA binding. NCBI's taxonomy places the organism in Eukaryota, Metazoa, Chordata, Actinopteri, Cypriniformes, Cyprinidae.
AAGAAGAAGAAGGAUGGACCAAUCGCCGUCAUUUACUAGACGGUUUCGAUUUGUAUUUAGAGCAAAUUCCAUUAUGAAAUAAUAAAACAUCUGGUAUAAAAACAAACAAACUGCGAUCUGAAUGCACCUUGAAGGAGGAUUUCUCUUUUUGAGCCGUCGAGCGUCCCUUGGAAGAAUGUGCAUUAAGUUACACAUUAGCUAGCAACAACGCAAUGGAUUUCAAAACACUUUUGUACAUGCACGGAGAUAUAUUACGUAUACUGGCAUAGUCUGUCUCAUUUGUGUCUCUUUUAGCUGACUUGAAUUGUCCUGGUGGUGUAAGGAACAGAGCUACAUAAUGUCCCAGCAUGCUCUGCUCUCUGUGGGGUGUAAGGCAUGGCGGUCACUGUCAUGUCCCCGGUCAGAGCUUCGGCUGGAUCUCACUCUGGGAUGUGGACAGACUUUCCGAUGGCGUGAGACUGGAGAUGGUCACUGGACGGGAGUGAUGCGAGGAAAAGUGUGGACACUAACUCAAACAGAGGAUACAUUAUGGUACUAUGUUUACAGUCAUCAAAUAAAUCCAGGAACAGAAAACAGACAGAAAUGGAAGGUGGAAGAGGAGGAGCAGUUAUUGGGGAAGAUGUCAAAAAGAAAGACUGACAUGAAGCAGGAAGAGGCGGGAUUUUGCACAGUGAUGUCAGAGCCUGACAACAAAGAGGAGGAACUUCUGAGGGACUAUUUCCAGUUAGGUGUUAAAUUAGGGGAUCUCUACAGCGACUGGAGCACCGUGGAUCCACACUUCAAACAUACAGCAGACAUCUUCACAGGAGUGCGUUUGUUGCGUCAAGACCCUGUGGAGUGUCUUUUCUCAUUCAUCUGUAGCUCGAAUAAUCACAUCUCGCGGAUUCAGGGCAUGGUCGACAGACUGUGUCAGACACUCAGGACUCUCCUCUGCAAGCUUGAUGACGUGGCCUAUCAUGAUUUCCCCCCUCUGCAAGCUCUUACAGAUCCUAGUGUGGAGAUGCGUUUGCGUGAUUUGGGUUUUGGCUACCGUGCUCGUUUCCUGCAGCAGAGCUCACAAAUCAUUGUGAACUCUCAUGACCCUGACUGGCUCCAGUCGCUCCGCAGCGUCCCCUACCUGCAGGCCAGAGAUGCGCUGAGAGCUCUUCCUGGAGUUGGUUUCAAAGUGGCUGACUGUGUAUGUCUGAUGUCACUGGAUAAGUUUGAGGCUCUUCCUGUGGACACACAUGUGUGGCAGAUUGCCAAACGUGACUACAGCUUUGCUGCUGGGAGCAGCCAGAAGACUUUGACUGAUAGAGUCUACAAAGAGAUUGGUGACUUCUUUAGAAAACUCUGGGGUCCCUAUGCAGGCUGGGCACACUCUGUACUUUUCUGUGCUGAUCUAAAGAGGUUUCAGAAGCUGAAAGAAGAGAUUCCUGCACUGAAAGAUGAGAAAACAGAGCUGAAGAAAAAGAUGAAGGAGAGAAGACAUGACAGAUGUGAGGAAAAACAGAAAAGAGAAAAAGGCAAAAAGCAACAGAGGACAUAAUAUCAUAUGACAGUGUGGCUAACAUUCAUUACUAGUCAAAUAUGGAUGAAUCCAUUUUGAAUCUCUACAAAAUUUGACAGCUCAAUUUUUGGUAAUUUCUUAGAAAGGACCCUAUUUUUACACUUGAGUGUAUAAUAAAUGUGCUGUUAAACACACUGAAGGGCUUCUUGUUUGUGACAAAGGAUAAAUUACUUAUAUAUUAUGUCAUUUAUAUUUCUUAAUUUGUAAAAGUGGUGAAAUGGUAGAGUAUGAAAUACUAUUUUCUAAGUAGAUUGCAGCAGAGGAUCAUUAAUUUGCCAUUUCCACUCCUUAAAGGGGUCAUAUGAUGCGAUUUCAAGUUUUCCUUUCUCUUUGGAGUGUUACAAGCUGA